Messenger RNA from Myripristis murdjan (pinecone soldierfish), 6720 nucleotides. It is a transcript of the gene rapgef5a, whose product is annotated as Rap guanine nucleotide exchange factor (GEF) 5a. Gene Ontology annotation, molecular function: guanyl-nucleotide exchange factor activity. Bases 183 to 2873 code for a protein of 896 amino acids. NCBI's taxonomy places the organism in Eukaryota, Metazoa, Chordata, Actinopteri, Holocentriformes, Holocentridae. The transcript is spliced from 26 exons. Gene Ontology annotation, biological process: Ras protein signal transduction. Gene Ontology annotation, cellular component: plasma membrane. The record is from RefSeq and is a predicted model, not a curated record.
UCAGUAGGUCGUUAACUAGGCGCGCGGUUUGUUGCAGAUGCAGGUCGCUGAGUGUGAGUGUGAGCGCGAGGCGGGGGGAAUGGCGAACGGCAACGGGAGCGGGUGCGCCGUGUGAUACCAGUAGCACACCGGAGACUGACUGAGAGGCUCGAGACGCAGCGAGAGGAGGCGAGCGGGCGGACAUGGAGGACUCGGAGCCCGCAGAGGACGGCUUGCUCGCGGGCUUGCGGUGGAACCGGAGCGCACGAGACCAGGCUCAGCUUAAACACAAAAUCCGGGACCUGCCGGGACUCCUGAAGCACGGGCUGCACCUGCGGAAGAAGAGCCAGUCACCUGACACUAUCCCGGGGCCGAGCAGUGGACCCACAGUACACAAGUCUUGCUCCCAGAGUUUCCCAUGUGCUGGGCGGGCUGUGAGGAACGCUUUCCUGUCUCAUGGACCGUACCCAGCCAAAGACAAGAUACACCUGGCCAGAAUCAUACGGCGCAGCUAUGUGGGCGUGGAGCUGGUGCAGUGGCUGUGUGAGCAGUGUGUGUACGUGCGCUGUCGGACUACUGCUGUGCGUGUCUGGCAGGUGCUGCUGGAGCUGGGAGUCCUGCUGUCCGUGGACCAGCGGGUGGUGUUUGCGGACUCAAACUCUUACUACCAGUUCAGCUUUGAGGAGUGUGACUCCGCCUCCUGCGAGUUCCGCUCCAAUGAGGGGGAGUGGCCAGAGGCAGUUAGGCUCCUCCUACAGCUCGCCCCGUAUGUCCAGUUCCGCUCCGGGGGCGGGGCCAACAGCCCGUCAGAGGAGGACUCUGAGGGGAACAGGGACAUCUGCAGUGAGAUUCUCCAGAUGAAAGCCCUUGAGAGACUCACGUCUACGGUACAAAGUGAGCUAGCGGCUGCCCUCGCCCGCAAGACUCGCAAAGCUUUAUCAGAGCAGGACUCUGAGACAACAGAGACCACCCACCAGGAGCCUCGCACACCCAGCGAGGAGAGCAGCCCGCUGGGUGGUGUGUGCGCGUUGCGGGACGGCGGCAGUGGAGGAGGUGGCAGUGGUGUCGGCGGGAUGGGGAACGUGUGCGGCCGUGAGGAGCUGACCAGUCGGCUGGGGCUGGAGGCGGUGCAGCGGCUCGCCAAGGACGGCUGUCGGCUACUGCAGAACCACAACUACCGGCUGCCCGAGAGAACCCCAACAGAAGCAGUGGGGAGGGUUUGUUUGAAGGAGAGAGGGCGGGAUGUGUUGGUGUUGCAGAGAGUGACAUCAUCAGUGACAUCGCCGUCGGACCGUCCCUCUCCCACAUCGUCAGGGGGCGGAGCCAGAGAGGAUGAUGGUGACAAGAGGUACGUAGUGGUGUCAGGAACGCCACUGAAGAUCCUGGAGCAUCUGCUGAGCGACCUGCGGCUCGACGACCAGAGAGGGGCGCCGGAAAGCCGGGAGAGCGAGAUGCUGCUGGACGACUUCCUGUUGACCUACCUGGUGUUCAUGUCCACCAAUGACCUCUGUCAGGCUCUGCUGGGGCACUACAGCAGCACGCGGUGCAGGGGUCAGGAGGAGGGCAAAGACGCCCUCUUCAGAAAACGUAAGGUACUCCAGCUCGUCUCGCACUGGAGCAGACUCUACAAGGACUUCCUCAAAGAAGAGGAGCACGUCAAGAGCUUCAUGAAGACCCUAUACAGGUGUGUGUUAGAGGAUUUGUAUGAGUUCCCAACACUGGAGAAAGACCUGAAGGAGUUUCAGAAGCUUCUACGCCGCAGACACACAGUGGACGAUUGCCCUCCAAACCAAAAGAGCAAGCAGCUGUAUCAGCAGUUGAGUUUGAAAGAAAACUGUUUGCAACUUCGAAGUCCACAGAGUGAAAGUAGGGAGGUAAUUUGUUGCGUGCAUGUGAGCACCGACUCAUACCUGAGUGUGCACACACACCCCUCGCUGGAGGCCCACGAGCUGCUAAGGAUUGUGGGUCUGAAGAUGGACCGGACAGAGGAAGAGAUGGUGCUUGCAGUGGUUUCACACACUGGAGAGCGGAGGGUGUUGCAGCCCAGUGACUGUGUAUACUCAGAGUCUCUGACCCCACAGGGCAAGCUUGUGGCCUGUCGCAGGGACCUCACUGAGAUUUUGCCUCCUCUAACAGACAGUGCUGAGCUAAUCAGGAGGCCAGUGCGCCUGCUGGGUAUUAACACCUGGGACGUGGCAGCCGCUCUCACACACCUGGACUGGAGCCUCUUCAACUCGAUACACGAGCAGGAGCUGGUGUAUUACACCCUGAGCCGCGCUCCUGGCACCGGCCACACGGCAGCGCUGUCCGUCCUGCUGCAGCGCUGCAACGAGGUCCAGCAGUGGGUCAUGUCCGAGGUGCUCAUGUGUGUGUCGCUCAACAAGAGGGUGCAGCUGCUCAAGAAGUUCAUCAAAAUCGCAGCUCACUGUAAGGCCCAGCGGAAUUUGAACUCUGCCUUUGCCAUCAUCAUGGGCCUCAACACAGCAGCCGUCAGCCGACUCAACCAAACCUGGGAGAAAUGUCCAGGGAAGUUCAAGAAGCUCUUCUCAGAGCUGGAGCUUAUCACGGAUCCAUCUCUGAACCACAAAGCCUACAGAGAAGCCUUCAAACGCAUGAAGCCUCCUAAGAUCCCUUUCAUGCCUCUUCUGCUGAAAGAUAUCACCUUUAUCCAUGAGGGAAAUAAGACCUUUCAUGACAACCUCGUCAACUUUGAGAAGCUGCAUAUGAUCGCAGACACAGUACGUCUGAUUCGCCACUGCCAAAGCGACCAACCAGGCAACGAGAUAACCGGAAGCGACAGUGCAGAGGUGAGAGCGAGCGUUCACUGCCUGCACAUCAUCGACAAUCAGCAGACGCUUUUCGAGCUCUCACACAAACUGGAGCCACGCGCCUGAACAGACACACACGCACACACAGAGAAACGCACACACACUGGAGACAGCGCAGUGGAAAUGCCAGCACUGAGUAUAUGUGACACGGAGGAUGCUAUGUACUGCAAACACACAUACACACACACACACAUACAUAUAAACAUACACAUUACAAACAGAACCACACUACCAGCAGUGGUGCCAGGUGGACAGUAAGGUACCAUUUGUUCAAACGAAACUCUAAAAGGACAGAAACACACCGAGCUGCACUCUGCCUCAGUCACAGCAGCAACACCACCGCCUCUGCAGGCUUUAUAACACUGAUCAUAUGAUUAUAAAGGGGUUAUACGCUCCUCACACACAACUGUCCACACUAAGAGUUUCUGCACUGCAAGCGGGAGAUUUGCCAAAUUGACAAGAUGAGUGGAGGAGACCAACUACUUUGUACAGUAUCUAUUGGACUGAAUAUGCUUUCUGUUUUUGUUUUUGUGAUGAGCAUUUGGUUUCUCUCGCUCUCUGAGUAUUUAUGAGACGUUCCACAGGUGGAAUGUUCCUUUAAUUAUGUCAAUGUUAUUGCCCUCCGGAGGUCAAGAAGGGCUUGACAGCCUCUUCAUCAUUUCAGCUGCAAACACAAUUGCCUAGAGAGGAGUUCUGUUUGGUUAUGACCUGAUGGAUAUAACCUAUUAAUCCAUGGUCUCUUUUAGAUCACAUUAUUUCGUCCACAUAAACCAGUAGAAUCUGCCUCAUGAUAUUUACAGUAUAAAUGCGAUAGUUAUUUAGAUAUUUGUCGUUGAGCUCUCUUUGGUUGAUUGUGCUGUAGCAUAUGUACGCAACACAGGCAGCUGCCAGUGCUGGAGCAGUACAAUGCUUGUACAUACACCAUUAUACCUUUUGCUGCUGGGACUUUAUCUGUUUGCCAAAAAUGUGCAGCCCCAGUGGCUCAAGGUACAACGGUGCGCUUUUCUUUUUCCAAACAGUGUACUCACUGGCAUGGAAAGAAGCAUUUUGAUAUGCUUUUCAGUGUCCAAUUGUGCCAUUUGGAAAAAACUGAGUCCUGCUCAAUGUGCCAGAGUUCAAAAGCUGUUGUUGAGUACUGAACUGCUAUUGGUCCUCAGUGUUUUGCUUCUGUUUCCUGGUUUCCAUUUCAGAUCUCUGAUUGGUUCUUAGUCAUGCACGCGUCCUGCACUACUUUCUUCAGACUAUUAUUUUGUGUGAAUGGAUAAUGAGAGAUUACGUUGUAUAUAAUAUGGACCUAUACAUAUUUCAGUGCCAAAUGCCAUGUAGGUAGAGUGAUGCAGCGUAGAUGUAGAGCUCUUGGGUUCAGUAGGAAGCAGCAUCUUCUUCUGAUUGGGUCACAGAGGUCGACCUCCAGGAACGAGCCCUGUCAUGACGUCUGGUCCUUGAUAAUGUGAAGCAUAUCCGACUCCUAGCAGAGACACUUUCUGACAUUCUGAUGACUGAUUUGAGGGUGCGUGUGACGAUACACCACCCUCCCAUGGUUGCUAUGGUAACGCAGGCCUUUCAUUGUAGUUGUUUUUUUUUUCUUUCUUUCUUUCUUUCUUUCUUUUUAAAUCCUUGAGGUAUAUCAUAUUAACAAAGACAAGCCAAACCACUGCACCACAGAGCUCUGUUCAGGGACAUUUUUUUUCCGCUCCAAAUCAUGGUCAUAUAAGGAGAUUUUUACCUUGCUCAUACGUUGUUGCUGACUGAAAAGAUCGCUACAUUCAGAUCUGGUCCUGUGUAGAUUAGCUAUUACAAAGAUUUUACUGUCAUUGAAAGCCAAUACAGGGUUUGGACAGAAUAAUGACAGCACUGGUGCACAGACGUCCCUCAUUUCAUGAUGUGAGGUUACUCUUUUACUGGGAUGUUUUCUUUUACAGUUUAGGUUCAUAGAAUGUAAUUUUAAUACUAGAUGCCACAUUUAUUCUCAUCAGUGGAGCCAUCCAACUUCAUGCUGACUUUGAAAAAAUUUCCAAUAAACGCUUAUAUUAGGAUAACAUCUGGGUGUUAAGAAAGCCAUUGCACAUAGAUAGCAUCUAUUUGUUGUUCAAACCACUGAGUGAACCAACCUGGAAGAUCAGCUUGUCAUUAGGAAAGCAAUGGAUCAUGGGAUGGAGGGAACCGUUCAGAAUUUAUAUGUCAGUAUUGAUGAUCCAUAUUUUAGGAAAGCCAUGAACCGGUGCAUCCACUAGUGUAGAAACAUCAGAAGCCUUCAGUUCUCACAGACCUCAUUAGUGUUUGCAUUAUUGUGUCCUUGCUCUGUAUGUGUACGUGCAUAACCAGUCACUUUAGUGGUACAUUUCUACUGAGGGGUGGGGCCCAUCCAAGGGUGAGCGUCCAAAAUGGUAUGUAGCAAAGCAUGUUUUGUAUUUUUUGGACAUUUAGAAAGCAUGGCCUAUGGAGGACAGUCCAUGGUGCAGUGCGGUGGAAGUGUUGGUGCCACAUGUACUUGAUCAAGCUCAGCCCUAAGCCUUCCCGAACAGGACAGAAACACUGAUAUAGAUCCUGUUUUGUCCUGCAGAUCAUAAUGAAUCAAAUGAUCAGGGGGAGCCUGGGCUGGGCUGUCCAAACCAUUUUAAUGCUAAGACCUUCUUUGGUCCAAUGCAAGGCAGUAGUCAAAGAUUAUCUUAAAGUGGAGAUCCACCUUUAAAAACAGAAUUACAAUGUCUAUCUGAAGGUCUUGGCAACUCCCUUCCAAAGACGCACUCUAACCCCUUUUCAACAGCAGCAUUUAGCGGAGGAUCUGAAUUGACAUUGAACAGGGAGGCAAAUAUAAAAAGUUGAUUACACAUCUAAAAACGGAUCUGAGCUACUUACCGCUUAAGUUUACCUAGCUGUAAAUGCUCAAACAAAGAUUUAAAAAUCCAGUUAUUUAUUGUGGUCUGAUCUGCUCCGGGGAAUGUUGUUUGAUGACAUCACACAUUUGAGUCUUAACUGUUAAGGUUUUAAUUUUUGAAUAGAUUGUAAUCAGCAAAUCUGGAUAAACUAUCCAACAAAUGGGCAUUCGUGAAUUCUGUUUUGAGUGGAUUUCCCCUCUAAGAUGCCUCUGAGAAGUCAGUGAUUUGUGAUUAGCUCCUCUACUGCUGAGAGCAUUGUUAAAUAAGAGCCUUGGCUGCUUGUUCAUAUUCAGUGUCAUAGAAAGGCCAAAUGGUAGAUAUUGACACUUAGGCCAUACAUGAUGCUCACCUGCACACACACACCUCUGCUCACCAUGGUCAAAGAGCAGAAUUAUUGUGCGAUUGGUUAUUUAUUGUAAUAUAUUGUUUAUUUAUGUAUUGCUGAGGUUGCAGUGUCUCGGUUGAUGUGCCAUGUUCAGAGCUUCUCCAGGACGAUGUUGUGAAGACAAGAUGUUCGUGGUUUGAAGCUGCAAUGCUGGAAUGUAAAACGGACUUGUUGUUACAUUUUGUGGCCACUUGAGGGCAGUAGAGGAGCAAGUCAAAGUGACUAAGCUUGUCUCUGUCCUCUGGUAUCACACAGUGGUAAAACAGAGGAAACAAACAGAAGAGGGAGGGAAGAGGGUGCAUUUAGUGUUUUAAUGGCCAUUGUCAUGACUAUGUAAAGUUAUGUUUUAAAAACAAUGUUGUUUAAACCUGUUUGCAUGAUACAACAAAAAAAAUCCACAAGCUCACAAUGCAAGAGAGGACACCUCAAAGGCUUUGUACUAUUGUAAUAUUGUCGACGUGUAAAUAUCUGCCUAUGUUUGGUAUGUUGAUAUUAUUUAAUUGUUGUAAAAGAAAAGCCCAAGUCAAACACAAAGCAAUAUGUCUCCCUUCGUGUCCCCUCCACCUGAAGCCACAUGUCUUUUCUAAAGCAGCGUUUUACUAUGUCAAAGUUUUACUGAAGAUAAAUAAAUUAUAGGUUUUAUGUGACA